AUGAAGAGAAUAUCAGAAGAUGAUGAUGAGCUGGAGCGCGAGCCAGAACCUGAGCCGGAGCCAAAGGAUACGCCUAUUUCGACGGCCCUUGCUGGCAUGACAUCUAACGUCUGCUCCAACUGCCCGAACCACCCGCCACAGUCUCAGAGUCUCUCACUGAACAGACCCAGCGAUAUUACGGCUUGGUCACUACCGGAAAAUGUAGUCCAGAUAGUGGAGUACUAUUUCUCUCACGUUCAUUCAUGGUUUCCUAUACUGGAGCGUCGAGAUAUUCUCCGGUCAAUGCACAACAACCCUAUGGCCCCAGACGACCCAACUGCAGGGUGUCGCAUCACACUCUGGACAGUGAUUCUGUACGUCUUGGUUGCACGAGAUGGGAUGGAUCCAGAACGGCAUUCUUGGCGGGCGCAGAUUCAAUCCUUCCUUCAGCUGCGCAUUCUCGAGGAUUCAGACAUACUCCAGCAGAGCCAUGCCGAGGCCCUACUUAUCCUCGCACUGUUAGACGUCGGAAUUGGAGACCUGUCAAAGGCAUGGGUUGGAGUUGGACAAGCAGAGAGACUACUGGCCAUAUUGCCGAUCUCAGCGAGAGACGCUUGGUAUAGCCGCACGCGUCAUGGCUGCUGUUUCCUUGAUACUAUAUUAUCGGCUCUUACAGAGCAGACUCCUUGCCAGUUUGGGGCCACUCAUGAUGGGUAUGGCAAGAUUGACGAGGAUGGGCUGGAGGAAUGGGAUGUGUGGGUUCCGUUUCGUUGGGAUCAUGAGCGAAUGCCAUACUCGUCAAAGAGAGGGCCUCUACGUGCCCUGAGUGCGUUCAAGUUGGACAGUGAACUCGCUCAGCAUCUAGUACGGAUGCUUCACCUUCAGCCUUCCCAGGACGAUGUACAACAAGAACGUCCCCGCUAUUACGCUGGUUUCUUCACCAUGCAGAGUCGUCUUUCCGUUUGGUAG
Messenger RNA from Aspergillus terreus NIH2624, 948 nucleotides. RefSeq names its product fungal specific transcription factor domain-containing protein. Gene Ontology annotation, molecular function: DNA-binding transcription factor activity; DNA binding; zinc ion binding. Gene Ontology annotation, biological process: positive regulation of transcription by RNA polymerase II; DNA-templated transcription. The transcript is spliced from 2 exons. The record is from RefSeq and is a predicted model, not a curated record. Lineage: Eukaryota; Fungi; Ascomycota; Eurotiomycetes; Eurotiales; Aspergillaceae. The coding region runs from base 1 to 948 and encodes 315 amino acids.